Hemiscyllium ocellatum (epaulette shark) is the source of this 3260-nucleotide messenger RNA. Its product is annotated as protein PIMREG-like. The transcript has 4 exons. The record is from RefSeq and is a predicted model, not a curated record. NCBI's taxonomy places the organism in Eukaryota, Metazoa, Chordata, Chondrichthyes, Orectolobiformes, Hemiscylliidae. Bases 97 to 927 code for a protein of 276 amino acids.
AUUCCACUCCGCUACAAAGUUGCGCCAAAUUCAAAAACAAGAAAGGGACACGCAGAGAGAGAGAGAAGACGUUCACUCCCAGUCUCGGAGAUCACAAUGACAACCUGGAGAAAACAGCACCAGAUCCUGCAGGAAGAAGGCGAUAGCCCGCCAGCCGAUCUGUUCAGGGAGAUGUCCUCGUCCAGCUCCCUUAACACUAUCCGCAUGUCCUUGAGGAAGAGGCUGCCGUUGGGACAAAUGGACUUUAACAUCGACCACACCCCGAGCUGGGAGAGUCUAGAGCUCAGCAAGAAACCUAACGCUUUACAAAGUAUAGGUCGGACUGCGAGGAACACAUGGGGCAACGUCUCUCAGAAACUCCAGAAAAAACGGCAAAGUCGCAGUGAGUCCUUGGUCAUCACUCCUUCAAAGUCUCAAACACCUCAAAGAUGCAGCAGGGUAUCGGCAUCAAAGAAAGGCACUCCAUCAAAGUCCCAUUCGAGCAGGAAGGGAAGAACCAGCGCCACACCAUCCAGUGUGAAUCACACUCCCAAGUGGAGGGAAGUUGCUCGGUUGCUCGACCAGGACGGGCUGCCUCUAAGGAGAUCAGUCAGGUCUGCUGCAUUGAAGAGCCCCUAUGCCUCACCCACUGGAAUUAGUAGGAGGAGGCAGUUCGAUUGUGAUCUGGAAUCAGUGUCUUUUGGAAUUAGACGACUAAAGCGUUUGUCCCAGGUGUUUGAUGAAGCCAUCACCAAGGAGGAAAGGAAACAGACAAUUGAAAAUUAUCAUCACAUUAUGUCGGAAAACAUGCGUCUGUCUAAGAUUCAGGGUCAAAAAAUGUUGGCUUCAUCUUUUAGAAGAAAAGCAAAAAGGCUUCGCUUCACCAUAAGCAGGUGGGCAGAUGUGGCUUUGUCAAGCAUUGCAGAGCAGGGAAAGAGCUUGAACUGAACAAAAAUUGCCAAGUAAAAGCCAUAGAAGACAAUCUUCCUGGAGAGUUUCCAACUACGUGCUGUUUCUGCCUCACUGUUUUUUUUCUGCUUGAGUUUUCUUUCUUCUUCUUUUAUUCUAAACAUGAAUAUAAUUUGUAGAAUUGUAUGGAUAGCUCGAGUAACUUCAUUAUAAUGACUGUCUCAUAAUGACACCUGCUACUUUUUGGUCUCAUCUGCAAAUACGUGAAUUUUACUGCAGGGUGAAGCAUUUAUUCUCCAGUACUUGAACAAAAUUAUUUUGUAUUCUCCAUUUAUAGUCAUUAUCGGUGAAGUAUUAUUUGCUCUGGUUUGGAAUUCUGGCCUAAACUAUUCACUCCAUUCAGGAUUAAAGGUUUUGAGAAAAUGCUGCUGAUGAUGACUAGAGUUAGAUAGUGAUUUAUCAACAAGGUCCUUCUAUCCUAGCAGCAGUUAGUUUAAGGGGGAUGGGACAGGCCUUCUAGAGAUCCCAUUGUCCCUUUUUAUUAAUAGAAUUUCUAAACAAAAUAUUGUGUAAAUGUUGUUUCUCAGCUACCUGAACUAUUUUUUUAAAACAUCAGGUCCAAAAAAGCUUUGUGCGUGAAAAUGAUUGUAAAUUUGCCUUGUAGCAGUAUGAGGUUUUAAAAGAUUACUUAUGAUCAAUAUGCUUUAGAAAUUGAUCACUGCAUGAAGGGAACAAUUUUGUUUUUGGCAAUGACUCUGCAUUUUUAAUACGAAUUAUGCAGCACAAUUUAAAAUUGGAUUAUUAGGAUUAUAGACUGGAAAAUUUAUUUUAGUGUGUUAAUGAAUUAUCAGGCUGCCAUUUAAGUGUUAUCAAAGCAUGUUUAGAAUUUCAUUUCUUUUUAUGACAAGUCUUCCUUGAUCAAGUAUUAUGCAUCAAAUUCCUUUAACCAAAUAUAAAUGAUUAACAACAAAACUCUCGCUUUGAGAGGGAACUGAUGUAUGGGCUAAACUAUAGAUUAACAAUAAAACUCGCUUUGAGAGGGAACUGGUGUUUGGGCUACACCAAAUAUAAAUAUACAUAUAAAUUAUAUUUGUAUUUUAGCAUGUUGCUGAAAUUGGUUUAAUUAUAAUUUGUGCCAAUGAGAUGCUACAUGCAGUUUGCCAAGUGGUGAGGAUAGAUACUUUGUUAAGAGUGAGUGUAUAUUUGUGUUGCUGAACUUUAAAUUCUGGAAUUGGCUAUGAUUCUUACAAUAGCCUGAUCCUGAAUGUGACAUUUCUCAGUUUAAACUUUACUUUUGUAGCUAGUGUCCACUUUCAAUUACUACUGUACAAAGAAAAACAUCACUGGUCCCUUCUUAAAGGACUGGAUUUUAUUUUAUGAAAAGUUAAUUUUUUUGAAAGACUUGGUAGAGAACAAGAUUUGUAAGUGAUUUGAGUGUCCUGUCAUGUGACUUAUGCUGGACUGAAAUAUAGGAGUAAUGGGAUGGGAAUGCAACAGAUUCCAGAAGCUCAUAUCUUUGGUUUUUUUUACCUGUUUUAUGUAAAUUUUCAUUUCUCACUCGCACUACAAUUUUAUUUUUGAUUUAAUUUGAAAUUUGGUGCUGGGUGAGCCACUUACACUCAAAGAACUUGCAUGACAUUGGUUUUUGUAUGUGUCAAUUCAUAUGAAGGAAUUUAAUAUGUAUUUUUUAAUUAACAUAAGCUAUUCAAUGUUAUGGUGCAGUUAAUACAAGUUACCUUAAGUCGUAUGUUUUAAGGAUUCUAAGGUUAGCUGUUGGCUAAGCUUUUUUAUGUAAAGCAUUGUUGUGUUCUACAAUAGUGUAUCUGUUGUGAAAUUUGAACUUUUUUUUAUAUUUGUAACCAAAAUAUUUUUAAUGUUGUAGAAUCUUCUGCUCGCACAAUACAGUGCAAGAUUAUCUAAAUGUCUUUUAAAUUUUGAAAAAAUGAGUUUCAUCAAUAUUGAAAUAAUUUCAAAUAUGUAAUUACCUAUUAAUGAUUAUCAUGGAAUAGUAGGGGAUUGGUUUUCAGCAUAUCAGAGAUUUUGGGAAUUAAUUACAAAUGAUUUUGACUAUUGUAUAAAGAACAUGUUGUUCUCUACUGCCAAGACUAGUAUUCCAUCAUAACUUAUAGGGAUUAUUUUGCUAUGCUCUGCUUCCAAAAGGAAAUUCACAACCAUGUAAUGAUCGGAAAGUACUUUAUGAAUCCAGAAAUAGACUGACAUGUAACAGUGAGUUUAAUGGACUUAAUUUCAAGGGGCUUUCCAGAAAUUGUCAAUGUAAAUGUAUUCACUUUGAAAGCAAUGUUUAUUUCAGAUUGUCUUGUAAUGUUUCAAAAUAUAUAGUCAUUUGAUUAAAUAUUCACAUCUGUAACAAA